AUGCACAUCGUUGGGAAGACUUCGGAUGAUAAGUAUUACGAUGUUGUUAUGUGCGACUCUUGCGCCCAAUACCUCCACCAUAUCGGUUGCGCAUUCGAACUCGAGUCUGAUGAUUUCGAGUCCGUCCACUCCGAGUCCGUCGAGCCCGCCGAAUCCUUCGAGUCCGAGGACUUCGAGUUCGUCCACUCCGAGUCCGUCGAGCCCGCCGAAUCCUUCGAGUCCGAGGACUUCGAGUUCGUUCACGCCGAAUCUGCCGAGCCCAUCCAGCCCAUCAAUUUCGUGUCUGUCAAUGUUGUGUUCGUUGAGUUUGGAAAGCUCAAGUUUGAUGACAUCGAGUCUGCGGGCUCUGGUGAGCCUGUGUACGACGAGAUCGAGUCAGAAGAGCUCCGAAAAUCCAUUCAUUAUGACGUGUCGCAGCCAAAACAGAGAGAGAUCAAGGUCUAUGGAACCCCCGAAGGUACAACAAGGGCCAGAGGUCGAUUCAUCGUGAACGCCGUACGCGCGAUUUCCUCGGCAGAUCACGGACGAGGCCUUGACCAAUACUACCUUUCCAGCCCCAAUUACACCAACAACCGCGGCUUCUUGGUUGCAAUCAAAUGGGCGGUCUUUUUACGCAGCGUGAGGUUCACAGAGUGGGAUGAUAUCGCGUGGCUCUCGCUCUUGGAAAAGAUCUGUUUGACAAGAUGGCAGUUACAAAGCACAGAGGCGGACAUGCAAGAGCUAUCGCUCCUACAAGCUGUAUUCGAAUCCGCUUGCGAUAGAGCGCGACCAAAUUUGCUGCAUGCCUUUAACUCAGCCCAGGGAAACCUCGAAACGCUCAGUUCUCUCUUUUUUGAUGGCGCUACACUAGAGGCAGUCCCAUUUGGCGGUCUUGAUAGGAUGAGCUUGGAGCGUUGGCUUCCGCAGUUCAAGGUCUUCGAAGACUGUGACGAGCUGGAUGUCACUAAGUUCGAAGAGAAGAUAAUCAGCUGUGUGCCGUUGUAA
Diaporthe amygdali is the source of this 984-nucleotide messenger RNA. RefSeq lists its product as uncharacterized. The record is from RefSeq and is a predicted model, not a curated record. The transcript is spliced from 2 exons. The coding region runs from base 1 to 984 and encodes 327 amino acids. NCBI's taxonomy places the organism in Eukaryota, Fungi, Ascomycota, Sordariomycetes, Diaporthales, Diaporthaceae.